CGCCCGACGGCCGCCCGCCCACCCGCCGCCGGCGCACGGGGAGCGAUGCGAGAUGGCGGCGCUGCCUGAGGAGCCGGCCGAGGUGGCGGCGGUGAAGCCGGACCCUGAUGCAGGGACGCCGCCUCAGCCUCCCGCCGCUCCCCCGGCCGCUUCCGCCGCUCCCGCGGCGACCGCGGCGGCGGAGGGAGAUGUGGCGGGGGCCGGCGGGGACGCGGCGCCCGCCAAGGCCGCGGCGGCGGGCCCGGCCGGCUCCCCCGCGGCGCUGGACCGGCAGACGCUGGUGGCCGUGCUGCAGUUCCUGCGGCGCAGCAACCUACGCGAGUCCGAGGAGAUCCUGCGCCGCGAAGCCCGCCUGCUCGGCGACGACCUGGGCACCGUCGCUCUCAGCCCCGCCGGCCCACUGGGAGGCCCGGGCGGCGACGGGGACUCCGCCGGCAGCGAGGCGCUGCUCAGCCGUGUCACCGCCACGGCCCCCGUCGCCAUCGGGGGCAGCGUCGCUGCUGUCGCCUCUUCCAGCCCUGGGGUGGCGGCUGUGGCCGCUCUGCCGCCGGGAAAAGUUGGAGGAGGUGUUGCUGUGGAAGAUCAGCCAGAUGUGAGUGCAGUAUUGUCUGCCUACAAUCAACAGGGGGACCCAACACUGUACGAGGAAUACUACAGUGGAUUAAAACACUUCAUUGAGUGUUCCCUGGACUGUCAUCGAGCAGAAUUGUCUCAGCUGUUUUAUCCUCUCUUUGUGCACAUGUACUUGGAAUUGGUCUACAAUCAACAUGAGAGUGAAGCAAAGUCUUUUUUUGAAAGAUUUCAUGGGGAUCAGGAGUGCUAUUACCAGGAUGACCUGCGUGUAUUAUCUAGCUUAACCAAAAAAGAACAUAUGAAAGGUAAUGAGACCAUGCUGGAUUUCCGAACAAGCAAGUUUGUGCUGCGCAUUUCCCGUGACUCCUACCAACUCUUGAAGAGGCAUCUUCAGGAAAAGCAGAACAAUCAGAUCUGGAACAUUGUUCAGGAGCAUCUUUACAUUGAUAUAUUCGAUGGAAUGCCUCGCAGUAAACAACAGAUAGAUGCUAUGGUUGGAAGCUUGGCUGGGGAGGCAAAACGAGAGGCCAAUAAAGCAAAGGUUUUCUUUGGCUUAUUGAAAGAACCAGAGUUUGAUGUGCCUUUGGAUGAUGAAGAUGAAGAAGGAGAAAAUGAGGAAGGAAAGCCAAAAAAGAAAAAACCUAAAAAAGAUAGUGUAGGGUCAAAAAGCAAAAAACAAGACCCUAAUGCUCCUCCCCAAAACAGAAUUCCUCUGCCUGAACUGAAAGACUCUGACAAGCUGGAUAGAGUCAUGAAUAUGAAGGAAGCUGCAAGGCGUGUGCGUCUUGGCCCGGAGUGCUUGCCCUCCAUCUGUUUCUACACAUUCCUGAAUGCUUACCAGGGUCUGACUGCCGUGGAUAUCACAGAUGACUCUAGCAUGAUUGUAGGCGGUUUUGCUGACUCUACUGUCAGAGUGUGGUCCGUGACUCCGAAAAAGCUACGUAGUGUGAAAACAGCAGCAGACCUCAGUCUCAUUGACAAAGAAUCAGACGAUGUCUUGGAGAGGAUCAUGGAUGAGAAAACAGCAAGUGAGUUGAAGAUUUUAUAUGGUCACAGUGGACCUGUCUAUGGCACCAGCUUCAGUCCUGAUAGGAACUAUCUCUUGUCCUGUUCUGAGGAUGGCACUGUCAGAUUGUGGAGCCUCCAAACAUUCACAUGUUUGGUGGGAUAUAAAGGACACAACUACCCAGUAUGGGAUACACAGUUCUCUCCUUAUGGUUAUUACUUUGUGUCAGGGGGACACGACAGAGUGGCUCGUCUGUGGGCCACGGAUCACUACCAGCCUUUACGAAUAUUUGCUGGCCAUCUUGCUGAUGUCACAUGUACUCGAUUUCAUCCAAACUCCAACUACAUUGCCACGGGCUCGGCAGAUAGGACUAUACGGCUCUGGGAUGUUUUGAAUGGGAAUUGUGUGAGAAUAUUCACUGGACAUAAGGGACCAAUUCAUUCAUUGGCAUUUUCUCCUAAUGGACGAUUCUUGGCUACUGGAGCAACAGAUGGAAGAGUUCUGCUGUGGGAUAUUGGACACGGCUUGAUGGUUGGAGAAUUGAAAGGGCACACUGACACUAUCUAUGCGCUGAGAUUCAGUAGAGACGGGGAGAUUUUAGCAUCAGGUUCAAUGGAUAACACAGUUCGCCUCUGGGAUGCUGUGAAGGCAUUUGAAGAUUUAGAAACCGAUGACUUUACUACAGCCACUGGACAUAUAAACUUGCCUGAAAACUCACAGGACUUGUUACUGGGCACCUACAUGACCAAAUCGACCCCGGUUGUACACCUCCACUUUACCCGCAGAAACCUGCUGCUGGCUGCAGGAGCUUACAGUUCUCAGUAAAUUGGGAAGCUGCAAGACUGACUGUGCCAAGUCAUUGCAGCAGUGACCUCAGGAUGAGAUGAGGAGGAAUGUCCUGUACAGGUGGAUCCCGCUGGUCUGUUGCAGUAAAACUAGGGAAACUAAUGCAGCGUUUCUCAGUUCUGCUAUUUCAUAUUUAUCCACAGUUUGAAAAUGCUGGAGAUUGAAAAGACAUCAUGGCUGUAAAAGAAAGAAUUGUUCAUGGUGCUUUUGAUAAAUAUAUAUACGUAUAUGAAAAUGGCUGUCCCCUCUCA
Cuculus canorus (common cuckoo) is the source of this 2676-nucleotide messenger RNA. It is a transcript of the gene TAF5, whose product is annotated as TATA-box binding protein associated factor 5. Lineage: Eukaryota; Metazoa; Chordata; Aves; Cuculiformes; Cuculidae. Gene Ontology annotation, biological process: transcription initiation at RNA polymerase II promoter. Gene Ontology annotation, cellular component: transcription factor TFIID complex. Bases 53 to 2404 code for a protein of 783 amino acids. The transcript is spliced from 11 exons. Gene Ontology annotation, molecular function: protein binding; RNA polymerase II general transcription initiation factor activity. The record is from RefSeq and is a predicted model, not a curated record.